UAAAUACACACUGGUAGGUGGCGCCGCAAACGCACGUGGUCAAGUUUGUUAUUGCGUAUUAUAAAAUGGACAUUUUUUACUUCUCAUUAUAAAUAUCACAAAGAACAAUUAUUAAUAUAUAAUAUGAGUUGAAUAUAAUUUUAUGAACGAUAUAAUAUCUGUAAAAUAUAUAUUUCAUAAGAAUUUAUAUGGUGUUUCUCUCUUUUUCAAAUAACUCUUGAAUCGUCAAAGUGAAAAUGGUAACGGAUUUGACUAUUUAUGUUAAUAUCGGCAACUCAGAGGAGGUAUACAAACCUAACCUUACGUGUGCUUGAAUCAACUGAGAUCAGGCAAAGGUAAAAAUAGGCGUUACUGGAAGAAAUGACGUUUUAGUUAAUAGUUAAAUAAAACUUCAGAGAAACAUCUCGAAAAAUGGAACACAGAGAAAAUACUCAAGGUAAUACAAUUCCAGGGGAAAGUAUAACUUCUAAAGCAUUUGUAUUUUCUGCACCUAAUGUACUUAGUCUGCCUAAUACUAUUAAUUCCGAAGUGAAUACAGAAGCGACAGAUACGUCAAUCAUUAAGAAAAAUGUUUUUACUUUCGCUACACCAACGUCGGUGCCGCAGAUGAACUUUCAAGAUGCAUCCAUUCAUCAGACAGGAACUUUUGAAAAACAGUAUAAACCUAAAAUAUCUAGACACUCUUUUAAGCCAGCUGUUAAUGUAUUUGCUCAAGCUCUUAAGGAUACUGCAAUGUUCGAACAGUUAAGGAAGAAUGCUAGAACACAAGCUGUUAAAAGUAAUCCAGAAAAUUCAAUAACAUGUACCAAUGUACCUCACACUUUACUUACAAAAACAACAGCGAAAGAGUAUUUUAUGAUGUUUGGAAACCUUAUAAAGAUAACUAUUCGUCCUAAGAAGCAAAUAAUUAUUGUCACGUAUGCUACCAAGGAAGAAGCAACAGUUGCAUUUAAUGAAAGUGGGGAAUAUUGUGGUAAAAAAUUUAAUGUAGAAUGGACUAAAUUGUGUGUAUUACCAAAAUCACCAACAAAACGAAAAGAUAUGCAGAAGAAUAUUGUUACAAAUUUUUUGAAAUCAUCUGAUGAUGAUAUUAAAUCUGAAUUAGAUGCUAUGAUGAAUCUGGAAUAUAAUAUGCAUGAUCCUUAUGAUGAAACUUCACUUAAGAAGAAGAAAAUACAAAAGUCCAAAGGUACAUCAAAGUCAACAACAAAGGUAGAAAAAACAUCUGCUAAAUCUGAGAAACAUAAAACUGAUAGUCAAAUAUCAGAUCUGUUACCCAAUGCUAGCAUUGAAGAAUUACAACACAUUGUUCGUCAACCAGCAUAUAGUUCAGAAGAUAAGUAUAAAGUGUUAGAAGCAAGAGAUAGACUUAUGAGAAUGAAGCAAAUUAAAUCGCACACAUUAGCAGCUGCUAAAGCAAUGGUUGGAGUAUGUCCUGAUAUGUGUCCUGAAAAAGAACGUCUAAUGCGUGAAUCCAAACGACAGCUAGCAUUAUAUGAACAAGUUGAAAGCAAUGAGUACAAAAUAAAUCACGCGAUAGCAGUGAAACAAUAUUCAAGAUCUUCAGCUGAUCAGGAAGAACCAAUGGCACAUGAUCUAAGACCCGUGAAAUCUUUAAAAAUGACUAUGAGUUACUUACUUCAUGAAAUAGCAUGUCUCUGUGACCAACAAGGCACAAAUUUAGGAGAAUGGUAUCAUUUUUUAUGGGAUAGAACGAGAGGAAUUAGAAAAGAUAUAACACAGCAAGAAUUAUGUUGCAUAGAUAGUGUUGAGUUAGUUGAACAAUGUGCUAGAUUUCAUAUUGUUUGUUCUGAAAGACUUUGUGCAGAAGAACCGUCUGUUUUUGAUAAGAAAAUAAACUCUGAUAAUUUAACAAAAUGUUUACAAACAUUGAAAUAUAUGUAUCACGAUUUAAGGGUUAAAGGAAUAAAUUGCAGAAACGAACCUGAAUUUCGUGCAUAUAUUAUCCUAUUGAAUUUGAACAAUAGCAAUUUCAUGUGGGAUUUACAAAGACUGCCAAAAAGUGUACAAAGAUCAGCAGAAGUUCAAUUUGCACUGGAGGUAUAUUCUGCUUUAGAAUCAAAUAAUUAUUAUAAAUUCUUUAAACUUGUUCAUAAAACUACAUACUUAAAUGCUUGUAUCUUACUUAGGUACUUUAAUCAAGUAAGAUUAAGAGCAUUAUCAGUAAUGGUAAAAGCUUAUUGCAGAACUACAUCAACAGCUUACCCAUUGUAUGAAUUAAUAGAUAUUUUAGGCUUUGAGAAUGAGUGUGAAGCUAUUUACUUCUGUGAACAAGUAGGAUUAAAUGUUUCAAAGGAUGAGUUGCAUGUACUAUUAAACCGACAGAAUUUCUCUAUGCCUGUAUUAAAUAUGAAGCAAAACAGAGCUUGUAAUGUAAUUGAAUCUAAGAGAAUUAUGGAACGAUUAUCUAUUGGAGAAUGUAUAGCAGGAGGAAAAAUGCCAGAAAAAAAUUAUAAAUUUCAUAAACCACACAACAGUUUUGAUUCAAAAGGUUAUUUAAUGCCGAACUCUAUUAAUGCGGAAGAUCAACAUAAAAAUGAUGUUUGUAAUCCAAAUGACCUGUAUGAGUAUCCAGAUGAUGGUAUAGAAUACAGUCACUUUCAUUCAAUUUCUGAACAAAAUCAAAGUAAAAAUGAAACUGUCGACACUACUGAAUGUAAAAAUCUAUUUACUACAACUGCAAGCUUUCAUUAUAAUAUAAGUACCACACCUCAAAAGCCCAGUACAAAUGUAUUUUCGGUCUUUAAACCUCAAACUCAAAUCACUGAAUCUCAAGAAAAUGUAAACUUAGCAUCAACAUUAAAAACAGAGAAACAGAAGAAUGCUAACAUAUUUAACUUUUUACCAAAACAAGAAGGUACUGUGCCAGAAGCAAGUAAAAACAGCGAAGCUUCUACUUUUAGUAGCACAUUGUCUACAUCAACAACUUCAAAAUCUUCUAAUGUAUUUUCAAAAACAUUGGAUCCACCACCGUAUAACAGUGCAGCUGUACCAUUUACAGCAGCUACAAAUAAAAGUAUAUUUUCAGGAGUUACACAAGGAAAUGUAUUCAUGAGAAAUGUUGCUUCUUCUACAAUGUUCCCAAAUACAUAUCCAAGUAUGCAAAUUGCUUCAAAACUAUCAAAUGACUCUGCAGUAACUUCAAGUGACACUAAAUUGAAAGAUGUACAGAGUUUUCUUACUCAUCCAAAUCAAGUAAAUGAAAAAACGAAAGCUAAAGAUAUAAAGAUGAAAGAAGAAAUUUCUGUAAACAAGAUUGAACAAAUUGAAAAAACAGCAACACAAAUUUUAAACGAUAUCGAGGGCGAAGUUGUAGAAACUCAUUGCUCUGAUCUUAUAAAAGAGGAAAUUAAUAGAAUGAAUAUUUAUAAUACAUUGAGUGAAGAUAUCAAAAAUGAAAUGUUAACUGAAGUUACUCAUGAAAUAUGUAAUAGUAUUCUACAAGAAGAAAUUAAUGAUACACAAAAAUUACAUGCAUUGUUAAUAAAAAUGAAAAAUAGAAUAGUUAAAAAAUACUUCAAUGUAUGGAAGUUGAAUGCCUUGAAAAAAAGACAACGAGAAUCACUGGACAGUACACCAGUAUGGUUGCAGAAGUAUUCUAGUGAUCAAUGUGCAAAGUUAUUAUAUUCUGAGAACCAGAAUCUAGUUAUUGAAAAUAUGUGUAAAAGGCAUGAACAUGAACCAAAAAUUACCAAAUCUUACAUUGAUUCUUUAGCUCCAGUUGAAGUUAUAAUCUUUAUGGGUAUUAAAGAAAAUUUGAAAUCUUUGGAAAUAAAUAUGCUUUCCAAUUAUUAUUGGAAAUUAAUUAUUUCUUGGCCAGACUUGCACGAUAAACCAAUUUUAUGGCAUCAUAAAAAAAUAAUGAAUCAAUAUCUUUGUCCUGAAGAUUAUACUAGAAAUCCAAUUAUGAAGACAUAUCAGUCAAAUCCACUUGAAACUUUAUAUACUUGCAUUCGACAUUUUGAAGGCCUGAUUAGUGACUACCAUUUAGUGGGUUCAGAUGGUCUCCUUUUCAUAACAGGUACCUCUGAAGACACAAAUUUUGUUAUAAAACGUUUAACAAAAACUAUAUUAUCAAGAGAUAGGCUUAUGCCCAUACCUCUGGUAUUUAUUGUUUUGGGUGAUGAAAAUUCACACCAUGUACAAGAUGCAGAAGUUGUUUCUACCUUAGAAAAACUAUUAGAUGCUAGAUAUUUAUCAAUAUAUACUAUUAUGCGUGAAAAGGAUUUAAAUGAAGAAACAGUUUUAAAUCUAACACAAAGUGCAUUACUAUGGCUGACCAUAAAUAAGCCACAUCAAAACCCAUUGGAAAUGGAUUACUUGGAAAAUAUUAUUGACAUUUGUUUAACAGAAGAAUUAUGGUUGAGAAUAAUGGAUGGCUCAUCCUAUAAUGAAAAACUAUCAUGUGCACUGAAGGAGCCUAAAUUCAUAAUUGAUUUAUAUAAUGAAGCUGUUACUCAUCUAACGGAUAUAAUAUUGGAUCCAGAAUCUUAUAUGUAUACAAAGUUUGCUCCAGAGUUUAAAAAAUUCGUUAAAAACGAGUACAUGAUGCCAUGCAGCUAUGAACACUUUGACGACACCUGGAAAAAAGAUGAUUAUAAAGCAAGAAUAGAAAAUACGGUGCUUAAUUUUAAAUUACCUCAAUGGAAGUACAGUUGGCCAUUGGAUGAUUACAUCAUGUUUCAUCAAAGUAUAACAAAUUAUUGUAAAGAAGCAUUAUUCAAUGCCGAUAACAACGAAGUAUCCAGCGGUUUAUUAAGCAACUUAUUUUUUACAUCUGACAUUUUGACCAUGUCAAACUUUAUUGAUGUUUUAUUAUAUAUUAUUAAAAGAAAGAUAAAUUUUAUUGAUAAAGAUUUGAAAGUGGUUUACAACAAGAAUCAUAUAAAACACUUUCGAACUUUACCAUGGUGGUUCAAAUCUAAUAUAUUAAACGAAUAUAAGAUUGUAUCAAAAAAAUUUACCAUACAAGAAAAUGAUAAGGAGAAUGAGGAAAUGAAUGAUACAAGUGAACCAAUGACAAAAAAACAAAAAUUAUAUAAAGAUAAAAAAAAUGAUUCCGAACUUGAUCCAUUAACAGAAUUUUGCAAAAAUAGUCAGAACCAAGUAAUGGAGAUACAUUGCAUUUCGAAGAAAGUAGAAGAUUCUUUAAGGAUUCAUCAAGAGGAAAGUCUUCUAUUUGAAGAAAAACUAAAAAAUGCUUUAUUUAGUGAAAUUGAAUUUACUUAACAUGUAAAUACCAUUUUAUUUUCGGUUUUUGAAAUAAUUUCAUUGCUAUAAGGACUACUGUAUUUUACAGUAUUUGGUACAAAGUAAGGUAUACAAUUUAAGUAUUAGAUUGAUGAACAUUGUAAUAUAAAGAGUGUGAGUUAUAAGACUUCUCUGUUUAAGAUGUACAGAAUAGAAUAUUUAUUAUAAUAUCAUGGACGUAUGUAUGAGUUGUUUAAAGUAUAUGAAUGAUACGACAUUUUGUACAUAAAAUUUUCAUUGUAAAUGUUAUUGUUGGAAUAUGC
This is a messenger RNA of Nomia melanderi (Alkali bee), 5534 nucleotides long. RefSeq names its product RRM_XMAS2 and SAC3_GANP domain-containing protein xmas (gene xmas). The record is from RefSeq and is a predicted model, not a curated record. Gene Ontology annotation, biological process: mRNA export from nucleus. Gene Ontology annotation, molecular function: nucleic acid binding. Gene Ontology annotation, cellular component: nucleus; cytoplasm; transcription export complex 2. NCBI's taxonomy places the organism in Eukaryota, Metazoa, Arthropoda, Insecta, Hymenoptera, Halictidae.